This is a messenger RNA of Aspergillus fumigatus Af293, 1344 nucleotides long. RefSeq lists its product as uncharacterized. The record is from RefSeq and is a predicted model, not a curated record. The transcript is spliced from 2 exons. The coding region runs from base 1 to 1344 and encodes 447 amino acids. Lineage: Eukaryota; Fungi; Ascomycota; Eurotiomycetes; Eurotiales; Aspergillaceae.
AUGCACCGUUUGGACAUUCAAAACCUUCGAGGCUACUGGCAAUGUACAUUCUACACUCCCUGUUCCCUUCACCCAUUGACAGUCAAUAGCUUCGUACCUCUCGUGCCAGAGAAACAUACUUCGUUUGCGAGUCGGAUAUCCAUGACUCAAGACAACACGAUGGACCUUUUCAAGUACUUGAACGCCGAUCCAUCUUUCAUUACGAACUUGCUUGGAAGACCAGACUAUUGGGCGCCGCAAACACGCUGGACGUCCGAUAGCAAUAGCAAGAUAUUGGCCUGUGGUCCGAUACAUCUGUUGCCCUUGAUCAGUCGACAUGGGCUGACAUCCACAGACUUUUACUGUCAACACCCCCGCUGGAACUUACAUUUUCAAGGGGCACCUUUAUCGGUAUAUCUGCGCUACGAUGCGGCGUUGCGUCUCACAAGCUACAUCAUAUCCCACAAGGAAGGGGACUCGAAUAUCCAAGCGCUGCAGAAUAUAUUCAACCUCGCCAUCAAAACGGCACCGGCAGAGCAAGGAACACGCAUCCUGCUCGACGAUCCGUUUGACCUCGCCGUCAUCCUGUCCACCUUAAACUUCGAGGCCUCGAAAUAUCACGCGCAACGAUUCCGGCGAUACAUGUGGACCCAGAUCAACAAGGUCGACGACCAUCUCGCGGGGCUCGAAACCAACGACCGCCGCAAACUCGGGGAACUGACAAAGGAGCUGCAAAUCAUCUCCCAAAACGCGGACUCGCAUCUGGGCAAUGCGGACGUCGCCAUCAUCACAGCAACUGGCAUCCGCACGGCGCAUGCUCGCUUGCAUGAAGCCAUGGGCAGCCCGGCUCGGGUGUUUGAGCGCGCGUCUGACUCGAUCACAUACGUUAUCGAGUCCAUGCAGAAGCAGAAGAUAUGGUUUCUCAACUACAAGAACCGUAAAGACAGCACGAUGGCGUUGGUGUAUAACCUUGUGACGCAACAGGAUGCUGCCAGUAACAUACAAUUGGCGGCUAGUUUGAAACGAGAUAGUACCAGCAUGAACGCGAUUGCUGCGUUGACGAUGGUCUUUCUGCCCGGGACAUUCAUCGCGACAAUCCUAGACAUUGGGAGCUUCAACGGCAGUGGUGAUAACAAAGGGUCUGAAUCGACAUCGGUAUGGUGGCUAUGGGCUGCAAUAACAGUGCCUCUCACGCUGGUUGUCAUGACCAGCUGGUGGCUCUAUAAGAAGCGGAACGAUAAGGUGCGCCCAGCACCGAUGCCUAAGGAGGAGGAAGAUAGGAUUCCACCGACCAAGAGGGGAACGUUCCGCUCUAUGAGUUUCUCGUCAUGGAGUCGACGAGACAGUGCCGCUGCCAAGGUCUGA